AUGAUGCGUACCAAACGACACGAAUCCGAACAGCCCAACAUAUAUUCUCUGCUUCAAGAGGAUCCACUUCGAGAAUUGUUUGAAGCUUGCAAAUCGGGUGACUUGAACAAAGUCAGACGUCAAAUAAAUGCCGAGACUGUCAACGCUAGAGAUACGACCGGCAGGAAAAGUACUCCUCUACACUUUGCAGCAGGAUUUGGGCGUCGCGAUAUAGUUGAACUAUUGUUAGCUGCUGGAGCAUCUAUUCAAGCUCACGAUGAUGGCGGACUUCAUCCAUUACAUAAUGCCUGCUCAUUUGGACAUGAGGAUGUGGUGGGUUUAUUACUAGAAGCUGGAGCCGAUCCUAACACUAGAGACAAUUGGAAUUAUACACCUCUUCAUGAAGCAGCUGUCAAAGGAAAAAUUGAAAUAUGUAUAGCUUUAUUACAACAUGGAGCAGAUCCGACAAUUCGAAAUUCAGAAAAUAAAUCACCUAUUGAUUUAGCCAAUGUUAGUGGAGUUCCUGGUAUCAACGAAGUAUUAGUGGGAGAAUGGCGAAAAGAUGAAAUUCUUGAAUCUAGUCGAUCUGGUGAUGAUGCUAAAUUAUCAUCACUCUUAACACCUCUUAAUGUUAAUUGUCAUGCAAGUGAUGGACGUAAAUCUACACCUUUACAUUUAGCUGCUGGUUUUAAUCGUAUCCGAUGUGUUCAAUUACUCCUUAGGCAUGGUUCUGAUGUCCAUGCCAAAGAUAAAGGCGGUCUUGUUCCAUUACACAAUGCUUGUUCAUAUGGACACAUAGAAGUUACAGAAAUGCUUAUAAAGCAUGGGGCUUGUGUUAAUGCUAUGGACUUAUGGCAAUUUACUCCUUUGCAUGAAGCUGCAUCUAAGUCUCGCGUAGAAGUUUGUUCCUUAUUAUUAAGCAAGGGUGCUGAUCCAACAUUACUAAAUUGUCAUUCCAAGUCAGCUAUCGACUUAGCGUCCACACGAGAGCUGCAAGAAAAAUUAUCUUAUGAAUUUAAAGGUUAUUGUUUAUUGGAAUCAUGUCGUGCAGCUGAUGUCUCAAAAGUUAAAAAACUUCUAAGUUCAGAUAUUGCUAAAUUUAAACAUCACUUAACUGGAGAUACUGCUUUCCAUAUUGUAGCUGCAUCAUUGGGUUCAAAACGCAAGCAAGUUAUUGAACUUUUAUCUCGUAAAGGGGCACAAAUUAAUGAAUCUAAUAAAGAUCUAUUGACCCCUUUACAUAUAGCUGCAGACUAUGGUCAUUUUGAUGUUAUGGAAACAUUUAUCAGACUUGGAGCACGAGUUAAUGCUAUUGAUGGACUUGGACAAACAGCUUUACAUCGAUGUGCAAGAAAUGAUUGUUUACAAGGCUGUAAAAUUCUUUUGUCGUACAAUAUUGAUACAAACAUAACAUCAAUACAAGGAUUUAAAGCAAUUGAUAUGGCUACUGAUAAUAUUAAAAAAAUAUUACAAGAGCCCCCUGUGGUUUUAGAUUUAGAAUCUGAACUUUUGGAAGCUUCUAAGGCUGGUGAAUUAGAAAAAGUUCAGAGAGUGUUAACUGCUUAUCCUCAUAUUGUGAACUGUAGAGAUUUAGAUGGACGACAUUCCACUCCACUUCACUUUGCUGCUGGAUACAACCGUGUAGCAGUUUGUCAGUAUCUUCUUUCGCAUGGUGCUGAUGUUCAUGCAAAAGAUAAAGGUGGUCUUGUACCUUUGCACAAUGCCUGUUCUUAUGGCCACUUUGAAGUUACCGAUAUGUUAAUUCAACAUGGUGCCAAUGUAAAUGUUUCUGACUUAUGGAAAUUUACUCCACUUCAUGAAGCUGCAGCUAAAGGAAAAUACGAAAUUGUGCGAUUGUUGCUACAGCAUGGUGCUGAUGAUACAAAAAAAAAUCGUGAUGGACACACUCCGUUAGGACUAGUAAGAGAUAAUGAUAAUGAAGUUGCUGAUUUGUUAAGAGGUAAUGCAGCACUAUUAGAUGCUGCUAAAAAAGGCAUACUAGCUCGAGUUCAAAGACUUCUUACUUCAGAAAACAUUAAUUGUCGAGAUACGCAAGGAAGAAAUUCUACCCCAUUGCAUUUAGCUGCUGGUUAUAAUAACUUGGAAGUAGCUGAAUUCCUCCUAGAACAAGGGGCAGAUGUUAAUGCCCAAGAUAAAGGAGGUUUAAUUCCUUUACAUAAUGCUUCUUCAUAUGGUCAUUUAGAUCUUGCAGCUCUUUUAAUCAAACAUAACACUACUGUAAAUGCUACUGAUAACUGGGGUUUUACCCCAUUACACGAAGCCGCUCAAAAAGGACGAACACAAUUGAGUGCACUUCUUUUGGCUCAUGGCGCUGACCCUUUUUUGCGUAACCAAGAAGGACAAACUCCUCUUGAAUUAGCUACAGCUGAAGAUGUAAGAUCAUUAUUAACAGAUGCUAUGGCUUCACAUCCCAGUGCAAAUUCAGUAGAAAACAAUGCAUCCACUUACGUUCCUACACCACCUCAGUUGUCACCAGAAGAAACAGCUACAGUGGUCAUGCCAUCUGGAGCUUCAGUUGCAUUACCUAGUCCUGGUGGAACUGGUAGAUCCUUCAUGUUAGGUUCACAAGGAGAUGGAUCAGUUAAUGGAUAUGAGAGUGCUCACCCUCAUCCAAAUUGUAUAACAUUAUCAACUGUACAAGGAUUCCUCUCUAGUUUAUGCUUGGAACAUUUGAAUGAAAUAUUUGAGAGAGAACAAAUUACUUUGGAUAUAUUGGCAGAAAUGGAACACGAAGACUUAAAACAAAUUGGAAUUACAGCAUAUGGUUAUCGGCAUAAGCUAAUAAAAGGGAUGGAAAAAUUAGUAUCUAAACAUGGUGGUGUUUGUUCUGGUUUAUCGGGCGGAAUGCCAUGCACGCUUUUGAUUGAUCUAUUACCUGAGGACAAAGAGUUUAUUACUGUUGAACAAGAAUUACAAAGCACUAUACGAGAGCAUCGUGAUAAUGGACAGUCUGGUGGAAUAUUUAAUAGAUACAAUAUAGUCAGAAUACAAAAAAUUCAAAAUCGCAAACUUUGGGAUCGUUAUAUACAUCGUAAACGAGAAGUGUCAUUAGAAAAUGGUAAUCAAGCCAAUGAAAGAAUGCUUUUCCAUGGAUCACCCUUCAUUAAUGCAAUUGUACAAAAAGGAUUUGAUGAGAGGCAUGCCUAUAUUGGUGGCAUGUUUGGAGCUGGUAUAUAUUUUGCUGAAAACUCAUCCAAAAGCAAUCAGUAUGUGUAUGGAAUUGGUGGAGGAACAGGUUGUCCAUCACACAAAGAUCGUUCAUGUUAUCAAUGUCUAAGACAUUUACUUAUGUGUCGAGUGACUCUUGGAAAGUCGUUUGUUCAAUACAAUGCGAUAAAAAUAGCUCACGCGCCACCUGGACAUCAUUCUGUUAUGGGAACACCUAGUGUUGGUGGAUUAAAUUACUCCGAGUAUGUUGUGUAUCGAGGCGAACAGGCUUAUCCUGAAUAUUUAAUUGCUUACCAAAUCGUAAACCCGUCUGAAACUUUGGAAAGUGGGUAA
Molecule: messenger RNA, 3501 nt
Organism: Macrosiphum euphorbiae (potato aphid)
Lineage: Eukaryota; Metazoa; Arthropoda; Insecta; Hemiptera; Aphididae
Source: the annotation of a GenBank genome assembly